Messenger RNA from Protopolystoma xenopodis, 321 nucleotides. The record is from the annotation of a GenBank genome assembly. NCBI's taxonomy places the organism in Eukaryota, Metazoa, Platyhelminthes, Monogenea, Polystomatidea, Polystomatidae.
AUGAAUGUUCCAGUAAAGCCAAUCAACAACUGGUCAAGAGGAAUCCGCCGUCGUCUUCUGCUGGAACUGACCUUCGAAUCUCUUCACGCAACACUUUCACUUGAAAUGGAAGUUUUUUGUGGUGAUUUUUCGCGAAUAAUGCUUUCUGGCUCUGACGAUAUCCGUGACAUGACGGACGAAAGCCCAGCACGGAGUCAUCGGGCUCGUAGGAUCGAGGUCUUUUCACACAAUUCGACAGACCAAAGUACAAGCCAACCUUCCUUCGGUAUCAAAUGCGGCGAAUCUGCCGAUCAGUUCCACGCGCCUUCUCAAACGAACUGA